AGGUGACACUCAUGAGUAUAAUGAAGCUCAACUCCUGUUUUCUGCUGAUUUUACUCACUGAGUCACAGAGAUUAUGGUGAUACCAUGAAAGUUUAACUAUCUGAAAUAAUGAAAGUUACAGACAAUAAUGUGAUUCGGUUUCAUCUUCAUAUUCUUUAUGGGAUAUCUGUGAAGAGCUUUGAGAAGAAAAAGGAGAGGAUUUUGAUCAGUGGUUCAAAGGUGUUUGGUGUCCCUCUGGAAAAUCUGCCCAGACAAUACAUUCCUGAGUUUGGACUUGUUCCCUGUUUCUUGGUAGAUGCUUGUUCUUUACUACUGGAGCGUGCUGGGACAGUAGGUCUAUUCAGAAAACCAGGAUCUCUUCCUCGCAUUAGGAAACUCAGGGCCAAGCUGAAUCAUGGAGAGGGUUGUCUGUCCACAGCCCUGCCAUAUGAUGUUGCUACACUCGUCAAACAGUUUUGCAGGGAGCUUCCAGAGCCAUUAUUCCCUUCUGAGCUCCAUACGGCUUUGCUGAAAGCACAGUCAUUAUCCAACCUAAGGGACAGGAAGGCAGCCCUCCAGUUGCUGUCCUGUCUGCUGCCUGCCAGAAACUCCUCUUGUCUGCAUUACCUGUUUGACUUCCUCUGCAAAGUCUCUCAGAGAUGCACUGAAAACCUGAUGACCAGUACCAACCUCGCUACAAUCUUCACUCCGUGUCUCCUACCACCUCCAAAUAAGACAGAGAUGUCUGAAGGACGACUUGAACUAAGAGUUCUUGUUCUGUGGACCUUCAUUGAAAAUCCAGAUCUGUUUGGUGUGAUUCCAAAAGCUGUUAUGGACAGUAUGGAAUUCCUCAUGAAUUUCCAUUUUCAAGAAGAUGUAAACUCAAGGAGAGGAAAACAAAAGAGACACAGUUUCAAAGUAAUGAGAUCUGUGAGGACAGUACUCCGGAUUCAGGGUAAGCCAAAGGCCGGGUCUACAGUGUCUGAGCAGAUCCAGGAGCACACAUCAGGAGACGGACCAAGGAUGAGGAGAAGCCUUGGCAUGGAUACUUUCCCAAACAUCAAGCAGUUUAGGACUUGUACAUCUUAUACAAAUAAGGAGUUAUGCAAGAUGCCUGUGCUCACUGGGGUGGAGAAAUUGCAACUCGUACCCUGGAGAAGAUGUUCUUUACCAUGAUGUUUUCAAUGCUAUUGGUUUCCACAUGACUGCAGCACUCUUGGCUAUCAUCCUAUAUGACUAUGCUGCCUAGUGACCACAUCAU
Molecule: messenger RNA, 1240 nt
Organism: Melanotaenia boesemani (Boeseman's rainbowfish)
Lineage: Eukaryota; Metazoa; Chordata; Actinopteri; Atheriniformes; Melanotaeniidae
Product: inactive Rho GTPase-activating protein 11B-like
Exons: 7
Coding region: 109-1155 (348 amino acids)
Biological process (GO): signal transduction
Source: RefSeq, a predicted model, not a curated record